Drosophila ananassae is the source of this 1365-nucleotide messenger RNA. RefSeq lists its product as uncharacterized. The record is from RefSeq and is a predicted model, not a curated record. Lineage: Eukaryota; Metazoa; Arthropoda; Insecta; Diptera; Drosophilidae. The transcript has a single exon. Bases 167 to 1318 code for a protein of 383 amino acids.
CCCUUUUGGAACCCCAGCUGGCCAUGUUUUUCCUUUCAGGAUUUGUUUCGAGCUUGAAGUUGGAGGCGAAAUCGAGGGCUGUGGGCUGAGGAGAGAGGUUGAGAGGUUGGGAGCGGGACAUUGAGUAGCAGUACCAGGUAGUUGCUGGUGGGGAUCGAGGCGUAGGAUGUGCUGCCCAGCGAUGAUGUGCGGAGCGGGCGGGUGUUCCGGCUGUGCCGCCUGCCCGCUGAUGCCGCCACCGUCGUGCUGUGCCCAGAUGGCGGACGGGUCGUGCCCGCGACGGCCCCUGGAGAAGCUGAUGCCGGCCAAGAAGCCGAUCUGCUGCCCGGUGCAGUCGUGCGCCCUGUGCGCCCGUGAUCCGGAUCAGGCAUGCCGAUGCACCUGCGCCCGCAACAAGAACAUCACCGAGGCACUGGCCUGCCUGUUCCGGGUUAGCAAGUACCAGCUGAUAUCGACGCUCUUCCAGCUGGCCUACCACGAGAGCCAGCCGCUGCCGCGCUUCCCCCGCGACCGCGAAUGGAACGUCAUGGAGAACGUGAAGGCGCCGUACACGGAGCUCCACGAUCUCAAGAUCUAUGACAGCAUGUACGAUCGGUGCGGGAUGCCCAUUAAUCCGCUGGACGAGAGCAACAUCUACAAGAUACUCCGGAUGAUGUUCAUGGGACCGGUACUGGUGCCGGAGCAGAAGGCCUACCUGAUGGGGAUGCUCCGGAAGCUGAACGAUCGUGCGAUCUGUCCGGUGGAUUUGGACAUUCUGCUGGCGGCGCUCGAGCAGAUCCAGCUGGAGGAGCUGGUCUGCGGCAUCAUCGAUCAGGAUGCGCGGGCCAAGCGCUUCUACAGCGGCCGGCACUGCACCGAGCUCUGCAAGCUCUACCAGAAGGUGGUGGCCACCGACAAGAACGCCGUCAUCCGGAAACGCCGCCAGGCCAAGUCCAAGGCCUCUGACAAGGAUGCCGAUGGCAAGAAGAAGCCGCAACGGAACAAGCCGCCAGUCAACGUCCAGGUCUACUGCACCCGCCGGCCAACAGAACCGACGGAGGACUCCACCGGGCGGGCGGAGAGCACUACGCCGGUGCUACGGAGCGCGGCCAGCUCGCUGCGACGCUCCUCCGUGAAGAAGAACUGGCCAACGCGAUUCAGUCAGGUGGACAAGCAGGGAGACAGGACGACCCCGCGCCGGGAAUCGCGCAGCUCCGGCGGCUCCCCGAAGCGCAACAACCCGGAGAUGCCCAACGUGGGCAAUCGGAUGCAGGGCGGGGACCACGGCCAGUGGAGCAGGAGCAGUGCCUCCUACCUGAAAGUGUUGCCUCCUACCUGAAGGUUUCUCCAUCCCAGCCGGUGCAUUAAAUUCCAAAUUUCUGUCAA